UGAGCGCAGUAGUGGAGGUGAAUGCGCCGGGUCAAAUUCUCGCAACGGGGAAAGUCGACGAGUUAAAAUUUCAAGCGUUGUAACAUUUAUACCAAUAUUUGCGUGUUAAAAACCUUUUUUCGAGACGGGGAUACCGCGGGAGUUGAGGCAUCGUCAUGGAUCCACGAAAAUUGACGGAAUUGCUUCGAGCAACGAUAGAUCCAGCCCAACAGAAGCAAGCCGGAGAGCAACUCGACCAGAUUCACAAAAUCAUUGGUUUUGCUCCAACUCUCUUGCAAGUCGUCAUGUCUUCGGAGGUUGAAAUGCCUGUCAGGCAGGCCGGUGCGAUUUAUUUGAAAAAUUUAAUAAGUACAAAAUGGGCGGAUCGCGAGGCAGACAAUGGUUCGGUGCCGUUUAGUAUUCACGAGCAGGAUCGAGCAAUGAUACGUGACGCGAUCGUCGACGCUGUCGUCCACGCACCCGAACUCAUAAGAGUUCAACUGGCCGUGUGCAUAAGUAGCAUCGUUAAACACGACUUCCCAGGAAGAUGGACACAAAUAGUCGACAAAAUAACGAUAUAUUUGCAAAAUCCGGAUGCUUCGUGCUGGCCUGGAGUGUUGCUCGCUCUUUAUCAACUGGUUAAAAAUUUCGAGUACAAAAAAGCGGAAGAACGAGGACCUUUGAACGAAGCUAUGAAUUUACUUUUCCCGAUGAUUUAUCAAUUGAUUUUACGACUUUUACCCGACCCAUCGGAACAAUCGGUUUUACUUCAAAAACAAAUUCUAAAAAUAUUUUUUGCCAUAACGCAGUACUCUCUUCCUCUGGACCUCAUUUCUAAGGAAGUAUUCUCGCAAUGGAUGGACGUCGUUCGUCAAGUAGCGGACAGACCUGUACCGCCGGAAACCAACAGACCGGAUAUCGAUGACGACGAACGCGGCGAAUUGCCCUGGUGGAAGUGCAAGAAAUGGGCACUUCAUAUUCUGCAUAGAAUGUUCGAGCGUUACGGAAGUCCUGGAAGUGUAACGUCGGAGUACAAAGUAUUCGCCGAGUGGUAUUUGCAGACGUUCAGCGGUGGAAUUCUCGAAGUACUGUUGAAAAUUCUCGAUCAGUAUCGCCGAAAAGUUUACGUAUCGCCGCGUGUUGUCCAACAAUCAAUAAAUUACAUCAAUCAAGGAGUGAGUCACGCCUUCUCGUGGAAAUUCUUGAAGCCUCACAUGUUUGAGAUAAUCAGGGACGUACUUUUCCCAAUAUUGUCGUACUCCGCUGCUGAUGAGGAACUUUGGAACAACGAUCCCCACGAGUAUAUUCGCGUCAAGUUCGAUAUCUUCGAAGACUUUGUGUCUCCGGUAACGGCCGCUCAAACGCUGCUGCACUCAGCUUGCAAAAAACGCAAAGGAAUGCUACAGAAAACAAUGCAAUUUUGUAUGGAAGUAUUGACGAGUCCGAACGCCGAUCCUAGACAAAAAGACGGUGCUCUCCACAUGGUCGGUAGUUUGGCUGAUAUAUUAUUAAAGAGGAAGAUUUACAAAGAGCAGAUGGAGAAAAUACUGGUGCAGUACGUUUUCCCGGAAUUCAACAGUUCUCACGGGCACAUGCGCGCUAGAGCUUGUUGGGUGUUGCACUACUUUUCGGAUAUUAAAUUCAAGCAAGAACAGGUGCUUUACGAGGCGAUAAGAUUGACGACGAACGCUCUCCUAACGGACCAAGAUCUCCCGGUCAAAGUUGAAGCAGCCGUUUGCGUACAAACCCUUCUAAACUCUCAGACGAAAGCCCAAAAGUACAUCGAACCACUGAUAAAACAAAUAACCCUCGAGCUAUUAAACAUCAUAAGGGAAACGGAAAAUGACGAUCUUACAAACGUAAUGCAGAAAAUUGUUUGCACUUAUACACAACAACUUAUGCCUAUCGCCGUUGAGAUUUGUCAACAUUUGGCUGCCACAUUCAGCCAAGUGCUCGAAACCGAUGAAGGCAGUGAUGAGAAAGCAAUAGCAGCCAUGGGUCUUCUCAACACGAUAGCAACGCUGCUUAGUGUCAUGGAAAAUCAGCCGCAAAUAAUGGCUCAGUUACAACCCACUGUAUUGCAAGUCGUUGCUCAUAUUUUCGGUCAAAGCGUUAUCGAGUUUUAUGAAGAGGCCAUGUCACUGGUUUACGAUUUAACGGGUAAAACCAUUUCCGAAGAUAUGUGGAAAGUACUGGAGCUCAUGUAUCAGCUUUUCCAGAAGGAUGGCUUCGAUUAUUUCACGGAUAUGAUGCCAGCCCUCCACAAUUACAUCACCGUCGAUACACCUGCAUUUUUAUCCAACGAAAAUCAUAUAUUGGCCAUGUUUAACAUGUGUAAAAGUAUUCUCACAGGAGAUGCCGGUGAAGAUCCCGAAUGUCAUGCUGCAAAAUUAUUAGAGGUCAUCAUUCUGCAGUGCAAAGGUCACAUAGACCAGUGUAUACCCUCAAUGGUGCAAUUGGUGCUCGAGCGUUUGACGAGAGAGGUUAAAACGUCAGAACUCCGUACGAUGUGUCUACAAGUUGUAAUCGCAGCUCUGUAUUACAAUCCCGCUCUGUGUCUCGAAGUUAUGGAUCGUCUCCAAGGGACACUCGGACAAUCAACCGAGCCGAUAGCCUCUCAUUUUAUCAAACAAUGGAUCCACGACACAGACUGCUUCCUUGGUUUGCACGAUCGCAAGCUUUGCGUUCUCGGUCUCUGCACUCUGAUCAGCAUGGGUCCAGCUAUACCAGCUGCGGUCAACGAAUGCGCCCAACAAAUAAUUCCCUCUCUGAUUUUACUAUUCGACGGUUUGAAGAGAGCCUACGCCGCAAAAGUAGCCGAGGGUGAGGAAGAAGAGGGCGAAGACGAAGAAAGCGAUAUAGAGGAAGAAGUAUUGUCGUCGGACGAAGACGAGAUCGACGAUGCUAGUCAGGAAUAUCUCGAGAAACUUCAAGACAAAGUUGAGAAAGCUUCGGCACAACACGGUGUCAACGUGAAUUCGUUGAUACUCGAUAGUCAUAGAUCCGACGAUGACGAGGACGAUGACUCCGAUUACGAAGGCAACGAGGAAACGACUUUGGAAUGUUACGUCACACCUCUCGAUUUUGACGAAAACAAUCAGGACGAGUACGUCGUUUUCAAGGAAAUAAUGCAAAACAUUGAAAGGACGGACCAGGUUUGGUACAGAGCUUUGACCAGCCAUUUGACAGCUGAGCAACAGAAAGCGCUUCAAGAGGUAAUACUUCUCGCGGAUCAGCGUAAGGCGGCUCUCGAGAGCAAAAGGAUUGAACAGAGCGGCGGUUACGCCUUCCACUCGCAAACUGUGCCCACCUCAUUUAAUUUCGGUGGCACUCCCCUAGGUCGAUAAAAAAAUCUUUAACAUUUCUAUACUAGGAGAUAAGUAAUUAAUGAAAUUAUAAACAGCAAGCAAAAGAAAGAACUGCAAAAAAUACGGAAAAGAAAGGACCGGGAAAAAGGAAGAAAAGAAAUUUGAACACACACACACAUACACAUACAUACAUACAUAACACACACAUACACACACACACAAGAUACGUAGCAACGUGACUGUAAUAUUUGACCACUUCAAAGACAAGUAUGCAUUUCCUAUUUACCUACUAUUUUUGUGUAAAGUAAAUUGUACAAUACUUAUGCACCCGUGACGAGAUCGAUUUGUCAAAUAUGAUAUUACUGUGGUUAUAUCAUUGAAAUUUAGUCAACAAAACAAAGAGAAAUGCGAGGAAAGGAAUAAAUCGCAAAUCAUGUACCUUAGCCUUGUUGUAAAGCGUGAUUUUUCGAUCGGAUUUAGCUUCGUCACAAAGACUAAGUUACUUUCACAUAAAAACAAGCUUUGGAUACUAACUCAUUUUUUAAUCGUGUGUAUAUAUAUUUAUAUAUACGAAAAAUCCGUUUUUUGUUCUUUAUUCUUUCAUUUCUUUUGAGACUCUUCCUGACUCGGUGUAGUACACAAGUUUCGUACGCAAAAACUAUGGAGGCUUUAUAUUAAAGGAAAAUAACAAGAAAUAUGAAAUUAUGCAGACAAAAAAUAGUUGGACCGGCCAGUGAUGUCCACAAUAAUUCGUACUAUGACACUUCUUACCAGCAUCUUAUAUUUGUUGAAACGUCGUUUCUAUCCUUUCGUUGAGACAAAAUUAUCAUUUUUUUAUUCGACCAUACAUCUUACUGAAGAUACAACAGAAAAGGAAAUUCCUCCGUUUACUUGAUACGAUGUUUGUUGAAAACAAAAUGUGUUAAAUUGUUGGUAUAAAUAUAUCGAAAAGCUAAUUUUUAUGAAAAACA
Molecule: messenger RNA, 4258 nt
Organism: Venturia canescens
Lineage: Eukaryota; Metazoa; Arthropoda; Insecta; Hymenoptera; Ichneumonidae
Gene: msk
Product: importin-7 msk
Exons: 18
Coding region: 156-3326 (1056 amino acids)
Biological process (GO): protein import into nucleus
Cellular component (GO): nuclear envelope; cytosol
Molecular function (GO): small GTPase binding
Source: RefSeq, a predicted model, not a curated record